GCACUAUAAACUUAGAUUCUCCGUUUAAACACAGUCAUAAACAAAACACCCAUGUGCAGUGGCGGCAUCGGACCUCUGGAGUUAUACAACUACUUGUUUGGUAAAAUCUGCGAUUAAUCAGUGUACGACGAUUUAAAUGCAUUCUGUCGUCCAAUUUCAGUCGGUGUAAUACACGAAUCCAUUCCGUCUUUGCAUGCCGACUGACUACACAGUAGAAUUUGCAAAUUAAACUCGUCCUAAAUCGAGUGCUUCGUGAAAGGGUGAUGGCGUCCAACUCCGUGAUCGCCACCCUAAUCGUCAUGAUCUGCGUCCUGGUGGGCGUGGGCAUCGGCCUCGGGGUCUAUUAUGGUGUCGACUGGGAUGACGACGACGGCGGGACGGUGCCAUUUGACGGCUUGGAAGGGAUAAAGAGAUUCGACUGCUAUCCUGAGGGUGGGGGAUCGAAAGAGGCAUGCGAUAGUCGGGGAUGCGUGUGGAGCGAGACUAAUGUUGCAGGGGCUCCGUAUUGCUACUACCACCCUACUGACCAUGGCUACACCAUGAUUGACGAACCUACAACGACGAAGCUUGGUUGGAAGGUUCGUUUAGGGCGGAAGAAUAUUCCUCAGAGGUAUGGCAUGGCUGCUGAUACUAUACAGAUAGAAAUAGAGAUGCAGACAGAUAAACGUCUUCAUUUUAAGAUAACGGAUCCUUUGACGGAACGAUUUGAAGUACCCCUCGAGAUACCUAAGCCCGCUGAACAGGCUUUGAACCCAGAAUAUGAAGUCUCGUAUACCAAGAACCCAUUCAGUCUUCAGGUCACCAGAGUCAGUACUAAUACAGCCAUUUUCAACACCUCUGUAGGUGGUUUGACUUACGAGGACCAGUUUCUACAGAUCUCCACCUUACUUCCCUCCUCCAACAUCUACGGGUUUGGAGAGCACAACCACAGGCGAUUCCGUCUUGAUCUCAACUGGAAGACAUGGGGAAUCUUCACACGUGACGUCGCGCCUGUGGAUGCGUGGAAUUUGUAUGGUCACCAUCCCUUUUAUAUGUGUGUUGAGGACGGAGGGAACACUCACGGAGUUUUUCUACUGAACAGCAAUGCCAUGGAUAUCGUACUUCAGCCAACACCAGCUCUUACAUAUCGGACUAUCGGGGGUGUUCUUGAUUUUUACAUCUUCACUGGACCGACUCCAGAAAAGGUUAUUCAACAAUAUGGAGAGGUAAUAGGGAGGCCUGUGAUGGUUCCCUAUUGGUCGUUGGGGUUCCAGCUGAGCCGAUGGAAUUAUGGGAAUUUAACACGUGUCAAGGAGGUGUGGUCAUCGAUGAUCGAAGCUGGAAUUCCAUAUGAUGUCCAAUACGGGGAUAUCGACUACAUGGACGGGAAGAAGGACUUUACAUACGACAAGGUCACCUACGCAGGACUUCCAGAGUUUGUUGAUGACGUUCACGCACAUGGCCAGAAGUACAUUAUCAUAUUGGAUCAUUGCAUCAAGAUCGAAGAUGGAUACCAUGCAUAUGACACUGGCCUCAGUCCUAAUGUGUAUGUUCUUGAUCCACAAGGUAGCAAUCCUAUUGUGGGGGAAGUAUGGCCUGGAGAUAGUGUAUAUCCGGAUUUUACGAACCCUAAUGCACAAGCCUGGUGGACAACACUUUGCAAAGAUUUCCACGACGUCAUCCCAUAUGAUGCUUUAUGGAUUGAUAUGAACGAACCUUCAAAUUUCAUACGAGGGUCAACUGCCGAAGGAGAAUGCAUCGAUAAUAGAUGGAACUACCCGCCUUACUUACCCAAACUUCUUAUGGAUGACGGAAAGAUCUUUACCAAGACUAUAUGUAUGGAUGCCCAGCAUCACGCCGGAAAUCAUUACGACUACCAUAGCCUUUAUGGUCAUACAAUGACUGAAAUGACAUUUGAGACCAUAAAGGCAGUGUUUCCAGAAAAACGCAGCCUCGUCUUCACCCGGUCUUCGUUCGCUGGUACAGGGAAGUAUGGGCAACAUUGGCUUGGGGACAAUCAGAGUUUCUGGGAACACAUUUGGUGGAGUAUUGUAGGCAUGUUCGAGUUCAACAUGUUUGGCUUUCCAUAUAUUGGAGCUGAUAUCUGUGGAUUUUGGUUCAACACAACGGAAGAGAUGUGCUGGAGAUGGAUGCAAACUGGUGCUUUUUAUCCGUACGCAAGGAAUCACAACGGGGAUGGCAUGAUUCCUCAGCACCCGACCGCUUUCAGUCCAGAAAUGGCAGUUAUGUCACGAGAUAUCCUAAUGCACCGUUACCGCAUGCUCCCAUACCUAUACACACUAUUCUACCAUGCACAUAAAGACAGUUCGACAGUCGUGCGCCCUCUGCUGAAUGAGUUUGCAUCUGACCCCAUGACUUAUGACGUAGACAGGCAAUUUUUGUGGGGACCAGCUUUUAUGAUAUCUCCUGUGCUAGAAACGGCAACAUACAACGUUGAAGUAUACUUCCCAGAUACAAGAUGGUACGACUAUUACGACGGUACGGAGAUGACCGAGCAACGAGGUCAAAUAUCACUAUUACCAGCCCCUAUGGAUCAUCUUAAUCUGCAUGUAAGAGGGGGAUAUGUCCUCCCGACCCAACAGCCUGCCAAUACGACGGUCUACAGCCGUCUGAAUCCUUUGGGACUCAUUGUCGCACUCGAUGACGGACACGAGGCUCAUGGUGACCUCUUCUGGGACGAUGGCGAGUCAAGAGAUACGUAUGAAAACGGUGUAUACACCCUGUUAGAUUUUUCUGUGUCAGAGGGUAUUCUUAGUAUGACUGUCAUGGUGGAUGGUUACACUGACCCAAACGCAUUACACUUUGAUGAUAUCGCGAUCUAUGGCGCUGAUAACUACGUAGAAGGAACUGACGUAACAAUAACUGCCGCUGAAACAGAAUUUACAUUGCCGGUAGACAAUGUGGAAUUUGACGACGUAAAAAACGUGCUAAAGUUAUCGGGCCUAGCUCUCGACAUGAUGACAGCUUUCACAAUCAAGUGGGUUUAAUGAAGAAAAACACUUCAUCAUUGCGCUUCUGUAAAGACAUUUUAUUUGUUCAUUGGUUGAACGAGUAUGUUUAAGACUUUUUUCGCAGUGAUACCCUUGAACGGUAUACUGCCUACCGGAGCAUGUUGAACUGUUUGGUAAAGAAAUGAAAUCUAAAUUCAAUAUUCGUUUAAUAUUCUUGGCAGUGGUGUGGCUCUUAAUAUACUGAUGGGUUCUGAACAUUGAUGCAGCACUGAGUAAUAGUUAUGGUAUCCCAUUUCAAGUACCACUAUUCAGUUGGAUAUCAAGGGCCAUAUAAUGACCAAAUGUGCUCGACGUGUUUGUGUCACUACAGAAUUACGCAAUAGUACGUAAGUAGCUCAUCAUACUCGUACAAAUGAGCUCUGUGACAGUUUGGUAAUAGAUGAUAAAAUCAUAUCAUGUAAUGUGAAGAAAUUAAUGUCGUGCAAUUGACCGUAGUUUCGAGGUGAUUUCAUAAAGACUGCGCUGUUGCAUAAAGGUAGUAGUAGUACCAUUAUUGGUGAUUGAAUCCUUUUAAAAAAAUCUAUAUUCCUGAUUUUUAUCUAUUCAUUUCCUUUUCUGUUCCGCCACAAGCUAAUUGCUUUUAUGCAAUAGGACCUAUGUCUUCGUUAGAAACCGUGUAUACGUUUAUAUUCUUUAUGACAAAUUAAUUUUUUAUAAUGUUAUAUCCAAAUUAACUUUCGUAGAAAUGAGGAAAGUAAAAGGUUAUGCAAAUAAAUAUAUCAAUGAAUUUUGACAAGUUAUAGACCUACAUACUGCAAGCGCAAUACUUUGACAUUGAUUGAUGGCUUGAUUUAUUCUUCUUCAUUUCAAACAAAUUGACAAAGUAAGUAGGAACAAAUCAGAAUAUGAAUAACAGAAACGGAAAAAGGAAACUCACUGGAAAGCAUCGCUUGUUUAUGUGAGUCCCCUGAAAUAAAAACUGAUUAAAAUUAAUCAAAUUCAAUUAGGAAUUGACAAUGUUCAAUAGAAUAAUGUAAAAAUACUAAUGGGGUCAAGCUUCGUAUGUUAUUCGUUUUCGCUUCAGCUUAGUCCACACAAAUACCUCAAGAAUGAUAUUUUGGCAUAAUUUGUUUUCAUUUCAACUUAGUCCACACAGAUAACGAUGAUGAUAUUGAUAGUAAUAAUAGUAAUGAUAAAAUAAUAAUAAAUGGGGUUUCUAAGGCGCCAAAUCCAUUUAAAUUUAAAUGCUCAAGGCGCAUAGGUGAAAUGAGAGAAACAAACAAUGUCAAAUUAUAUACAUGUAUAUGCAGGGUUAUACAAAUAAGUCUUCAUUUUUGUUUUAAGGCUUGGUCCGAUUGCACUUAACAGAUUCAGAGAGGAUGUAAAACUAAAAAGAAUAUUGCCAUCCGUUGGAAAACGUUACGUAUCCGUUUUGUACUCUUUGGAUACGUGUUCCACACGCUCUAUAUCCAUCGAAUAUAUGUCCACUGUGAUUUCAUUGUUCGCCCAUUUUGUCCAUUGCCUGGAGCGGAUGAAAACGCAUAGAGCCACCACGAAAUUGUGCUUGUCCGCUGUAUCCGUUAUGAGUACGUUUUGUGUCCGUUGGCCAGUGGGACCUGGCCUUUAAAGUACACACCCGAAGAAUCAAAAGUAUUUUAUAAUGACUUUUUGUGGUCAUCAUUGUAAAGGGGAAGUAUUACUAAUCAGAUAUAUAACUUCACUUUUUUAAAUAGUGAUUAGAGUUUGCAGAAAUCAGCUCUCAAAAAUUACUUAUUUUCAUGGCAUAUUUCUGCCUUCAACGGUCCUUCGCCGAGCUCCAGCUGAGUGACGUCACACCAAGAGCAGUGAGCAGCUGACAGCAGCCCAUUGAAGACGAUCUUUCCAAUCAGCGUUUUUUUUUUUAUCUUGAAUUGUUUAUUCCUCACAAGAUUGGUCUUAGUAUAUAGAUAAAAGUUUGAAUUUUCUGAACAGUAAAAUGAAAUGCGCAUUUAACAUAUUUUGGUAACCGAUAUUUAGCUUAAAAACAAAUAAUUUUUUUCAAGAAAUAUGUGUGAAUAAACAAAGCAUAUUUUCACUUAGAAAUCACACUUGCGUCACAUUGAUAUCAUAAUCAAUAAAAAGCAUAGAUAUUUUUCUUCACGACUGAACAAAAAUUAUGAAAUUUCAUUACGUAGCAAAGUCAAGGAACCCCAAAAAACACGGCAAUAUCCAUCGCGAAAUGAUUGAAAUUGCAGUUGAAUUGCCAAAGCAUUAUGAGGCAACAGCGGCGAACGGACUUUGUUUCAUAUACCAUUAAAAACCCGGAAAUGAGAGGCAAAUGGUCUGUGGCCAAACCUUUGAAGGCCUUUGUUUUGAUGAGUGCGGGGACCCUGGUUUGAACCUCUGACUCGGGGAUUUUUUAAAUUAUUAUAUUCCUACCCAGCUCUUUUUAUUUUCAUGUGAGAUUCUAUUCAGACCUGCAUUUAUUAAAUCUUACUUCUUAAUUGCUGCUUUUGAUUUUCAAGUUCUUGAUUAAAUUCUACACCGACUUAUUUGGGCAGGGAUGGGAGGGGUAGAGGAUGAGUUAAAAGUCAAGUCCACAUCAACUAAAAAUUAUUUGAAUAGAGUAAUUUCCCUUGUUUUUUGUGUUUUUUUACUCAAAACAGUUAUAUACACAAAACAAUAAUAUGCAAAUUAGAGUUAUGUCACAUCACAUUCAUUUCAAUUUUUUUUUAAUCAAAGUUUUUACGAAAUUUUCUGCAAUAUUUUAUUAUUUUUCUUUAUAUUCAAAUGAAUUUUUGGUUGGGUGGACUUCUCCUUUACUCUUCACAUGGAAUGCAUAGCGAUAUUUAUCCAGAAACAAAAUUGUCUUAAAAUAUGCAAACCAGUAAUUGGACACAUGUUCACUUUCCUUUCAUCCAGGCCACUUCCUCACAUCCACCAGGCUUACCGUCUUAUAACAAACAUGAUGAACCAUCACACAACUGCAAACAACAUUCACAGUGCUUCACAAUAAAUAUUUCACUUUUGUUCAUACAUGCAAUGGAUAUCAUGGAAAACAAAUAAAAGGCGUACCCAUAUUCAAAUAUCGUUUAAAAGGACAAAUAUAUUAUACCUUUCGAAAAAACAUUGUGACGAUAUAUACACGACACUUAACUUUCAGCAAUCAGCAUGUUAUAGAACUGAUACAGAGUUGCUAACAAAAUAUAACUAUGGGGCAUUGCAAAAAACUUAUGUUCAAAGCGUAAGUCUCAAAUUCAAAUUCAAGCGUAAUAAGGUCGAGUUGCACGUGCAAUUCAACUAAAUGUGUGUGUGUAAUCAAAGGACUUACCCUUGAUUUGGGACGUGUGAUUGAGUAGAAAAUUUCUCACAAAAUGCCCUAGUUACAUUAAAAUUGUUCUUUCGUUUUAA
Lytechinus pictus (painted urchin) is the source of this 6341-nucleotide messenger RNA. Its product is annotated as sucrase-isomaltase, intestinal-like. The coding region runs from base 264 to 2987 and encodes 907 amino acids. Gene Ontology annotation, molecular function: carbohydrate binding; alpha-1,4-glucosidase activity. Gene Ontology annotation, biological process: carbohydrate metabolic process. The transcript is spliced from 23 exons. NCBI's taxonomy places the organism in Eukaryota, Metazoa, Echinodermata, Echinoidea, Temnopleuroida, Toxopneustidae. The record is from RefSeq and is a predicted model, not a curated record.